AUGAAGAAAGCGGGCCAGGGAAAACCGUCGGAGGUGCACAGGAGCGUCAACCAAGAGAGGCUGGGCUUCGUAAUGAGCUGCCUCGUGGGGAACGAAGUGGAGGUGCAUAUGAAGGAUGGAAACGAAGUAAAAGGGUUAUUUCACGCAUAUAAUUUUGCAAAUAAGGGAGAAAAAAAACAGGGUGACGUUUCUUUAAAUUACGCAAGGGUUCAGCCCAAGAAGGACCGAGUUAGCGGCCCCAUAAACAAAGCAAUGAUCAUCCCAGAAAACAUGUACACCAUAAUUGUUGGGAAAAAUAUGAGUCUAGAAUUAAAAGACCCAGAUGGCGCAAAAAAUGUGAAGGAGAAGUUUCAAAUUGAUGCAGAUAUUUCAGAAAAAAAAAAAAAAUAUAAUAUUAAUAGUGCCAAUAGAGAGUUAAAGAGGUGGAUAUGUGAUGAUUCAUUUCAAGAUGAAAAUAAAUUAACAUUAGAUGACAAGAUGAAAGAACCAUGGGAUCAAUUCGAACACAACAGGAAGUUAUACGGAGUUACCACUACGUAUAAGGAAGAAUUAUACACCACGAAUUUAGACGUGAACAAAAUUCCGCAGCAUGUAAAAAUGCACGCGGAUAAAAUUGCCAAGGAGUUAGAAAACAGAGGAAUGCACCUCGACCCUGAGGAUGCAGAGAGGGACAACAAAGAAUUGGACGAAGAAGAUCUGUUCGGAGCCGUUAGACAAGGCAAAGAUAAGUUCGGCAAAUUCUUCAAAGGCAAAAGGGAGGAAGGGAAAGGCGGCCAGCCGCAGGGCAGGUUUAACCAGUUCGCCCUCAGGGACUUGAAGGAGAAAAUAGAGUCCGUCAAAAUGGACAACGAGAAGAAAUACCCAGCGAACAAGCAGAAAAAAAUAAAUUUCACGAUCUCUGCAACUGGGGAAGACGUUGAAAGCAGUGAGAAAAACAAUGACUCAUCAAAGAAGGAAGACGGGAAAAGCGCGGACUUUACCGGAAUCAACGCCCUAAAUUUGGAACCAGCGUUGCCAAGACUGGAUGAAAAAACCCGAACGGAAUGGAUCAUGUUCAAGAAUAAAGCGAAAAAUAAAAUCGCCAACAAAAAGGACAAAUCAACGGAGAAACAGGAAUUUAUAACAGCGGCAAAAGAGUUUAAUGAAAAAUUAGCCAACAAAAUGAGUACACACUCGCAGGAAUCGAAGAACGAAGGAAACUCUGACCAGCUGGAGAUCAACAACCCCCCGUCGGAGCUGCAGACAACUGAGUCCAACAUAACAGAGAACGUCAACAAUGGCAACGUCGACGAAACAGAUGAGAAUAAGGUCCCCGAAAAUGAAAACACGAUAGUGAAGAGCAACACUGUGAGUCUGAGCAACUCGAGCCUGCGCCCAUACGAUGCCUACAUUUUAAAUUUUAACAAUUUUAGUAACCUGAACAAUUUUAACAACCUGAACAACCUGAACAACCUGAACAACCUGAACAACCUGAGUAGCUUUAACAACCUGAACAACCUGAACAACCUGAACAACCUGAACAGCCUCAGCAAUAUUAGCAACCUGAACAGCCUCAGCAAUAUUAGCAACCUGAACAGCAUUAGCAAUCUGAAUGAUUUGAACGGGUUUAACCAUGCCAAACACUUUAACAUGAAGCACGGCAUGAUUGGCCACAACGUGGAGUACCGCCCCAUCGUCGCCCAACUACCCAGCACGCCAACUCAAAUAUACCCCCCCUCCGAUUUGUAUCUUCGAAAAAAUGUCGGGACGAGACCAAUAUAUCAAAAUGUGGACAUGCUGGUGAACAAGUUCCAUAACAACAUCAACCACCACCACAAGUACCCGCCAUAUAGGAAGUACCACAAGGAGUUCCACCCCUUCCCGAGUCGAACCUUCGUGCCGAAGAAAAACUUCGACUCCCUUAUGAACAACACUUUGAGGAACUCCAAAAGGGAAGACUGCGUAAAGACCCCCAUCCACUUCAGAAACAACAGGCAGUACAGCUACAAAAACGUCUUCGGAGGACCGCCCGCGCGUGCACCUGUCCACAUAUACAAGGAGGCAAACCACUUCCCCAGGAACAUACCAGUGCAGCCGAACGUCUCAGGUAUCCUGGUGAAUGUCCCUGUAAUACCUGUUGUCCACCCGACAGUUAACGGACCAUUUAUAGAAGGCCACCCCCAAUACUAUACCCCCUACGUCAGAGGCCACUACGCGAAUAGUUCAAUUCCUGCCAGUGCAAAUGGGGCAUAUUAUUAUAACAUCCCCGUAUCCAGUGUGGAAAGUAACUAUUCCCCAAAUAAAAAUAUGAAUUUGUAUGCAGCGGCAAAUUCGCAUGUGCCAAAUUUGCAUGCGCAAAAUGCACACAUUAACAUUCCCGUAACGCCAUAUAUAACCCCAACCCUCAACUACGGCGUUAACAACAGCAACCCUCUGAACAUGACGAAUAAUGCCACUGUACCAAACCCAAACAUUAACAUCCCGCCUUACCCCCCAGAAUAUGUUGUUGUGAAUACUCCGAAAUAUCCGAGCACACAGACAGUGCCCAUGCCUGUUUACCCACAGUACCAGUACCAAAAUUAUUAUCCAUCGUCAUCGUCCCCUGGGAUGAAGAAUUCUUAA
Messenger RNA from Plasmodium vivax (malaria parasite P. vivax), 2601 nucleotides. RefSeq lists its product as hypothetical. Lineage: Eukaryota; Apicomplexa; Aconoidasida; Haemosporida; Plasmodiidae. The transcript is spliced from 9 exons. The record is from RefSeq and is a predicted model, not a curated record. Gene Ontology annotation, molecular function: RNA binding. Gene Ontology annotation, cellular component: cytoplasmic stress granule. Bases 1 to 2601 code for a protein of 866 amino acids. Gene Ontology annotation, biological process: cytoplasmic stress granule assembly.